UGCUCUCUUCUCUCCUCAUCUUUUCAGCUACUUUCAUCUCUACUCCAAUCCAUCACCUGCUCUCAAUCCUCCAACAACCAACAAUCAUGGCGCGCCUGACCAUCCUCAUCCUCCUCCUAUCAGCCAUCUUGCUCGUCCAAGCCAACAACAACAAGCACAAGCACGGCAAGCACGGCAAGCACAAAAAAGAAUCAACAACGCUGGACUGGUGGCAUUCAAUGUGGCAACCCGGCUCAGCCAUCGCAACAUACACCGACACUCCCCCCCGCACCCUGCCGCCCCCGGAGAGCUCCGAAGUGUGGUGGAGGGAGAUCCGAUCGGAGUGGGUGGCCACCAUGACCACCAUCCCCGAGUGGGCCGAACGCGUCUGGGAGGAGGAGCUGACGAUGCCGACCACCACGGCCACCAAGCUCAUCACCACUAUCGUGCCGGAGUCGUUGGCGAGCGCUAGACGCGCCAACAUGACUACUUCGACUGCUUGGUGGCAAGGGAAGUGAGAUACUGCAUCUGAGCUUCGUAUUGGCGAUGACGUAUGGGUGGCGUAGGGGUAUCCUGGAGGUGUGGGAGGAGGGAAAAGGGGGGAUGGAGAUGGAUACGAAAUGGCAGACGGUUUAGUUUUGGUAAUGGGUGGCUUUCUGCGUCGCUUUUAUGGCUGCUCACCGCAUCUUCGUCGGAGAGGUCGGUGCACAAGCUGCGCUUAUGAGUUCUUGGUGGUAUGGAAAGGGUGGGGAGGGGCUGGAGAUGGAUACACAGAGGCAAAGUGUUUAGUUUUGGC
Neohortaea acidophila is the source of this 775-nucleotide messenger RNA. RefSeq lists its product as uncharacterized. The transcript has 2 exons. NCBI's taxonomy places the organism in Eukaryota, Fungi, Ascomycota, Dothideomycetes, Mycosphaerellales, Teratosphaeriaceae. The annotation marks the transcript as partial. The record is from RefSeq and is a predicted model, not a curated record.